Momordica charantia (bitter melon) is the source of this 3839-nucleotide messenger RNA. The record is from RefSeq and is a predicted model, not a curated record. Lineage: Eukaryota; Viridiplantae; Streptophyta; Magnoliopsida; Cucurbitales; Cucurbitaceae.
UGACCAAGUUUCUGAUGAUGAGUUAUGAAUGACGAUACAAAGUUUAAUGGAUUGCGUCUUGCCUUGCAUUGCAGCCUCCAGGGAGAUGCGUAUGAGAUCGGAUCGGACGACGGGGAGAAAAAGUAGUCACCGGUGUGAGAAAAGAAGCAAGGUCGCACGUGUCAUUGUUCCAUUGCGGUUUCACAGAAUUUCCAUGCUAUCACUGGUCACUCCGAGGUCACCGAUUGGCCUCGCCGCGUUUCGAAACCUCCGCUUUCCUUGCUCCCCAAUUUUCACUCUCCAGUCUCUACAGUCUAGGGUUUCUCUUAAACCCCCCCCUCCCACCCCCGGCUCCGACGCCAUAUCCUUCCUUCAACCUUCCUCGGCUUCGCUCGCCUCGCUGCUACCUUUGGUGCCAACAUUACUCUUCCUAAAGAGGGAGUGCAAGGAAUUGUAGCUUCUUGGAGAUGGGAGCUCUUGCCCCUGUCGCGCCUUGGACUCCUGAAGAUGAUAUUCUGCUCAAGAACGCCAUUGAGGCGGGUGCUUCCUUGGAGUCCCUUGCCAAAGGUGCGGUGCAGUUUUCUCGAAGAUACACAGUAAGAGAAUUGCAAGAACGAUGGCAUUCUUUACUUUAUGAUCCAAUUGUAUCUGAAGAAGCAUCUAUGUCCAUGAUUGACUUUGAGCGUUCUUCUUCCAUUCUUCCAUCAAAGUUCAACAAGUUUGGGAAUCCAAAAGAAACUAAAUGUAUUGGUGGGAAGAGAAAAUAUGGAAGUGUACGCCGUUGCUAUUAUGCUUUGCGUAAAAGGAUUUGCAAUGAACCAUUUAACCCUAUGGACCUGAGUUUUCUUGUUGGACCCAGUGAUAGUAACUAUGUAGUUGAAGAGCCUAUGUCUGGAGAUUGUAUCCCUCCAAUAUCAAGUGAUUUUGGACUUCAGAGGUCAGAGCUGGGGAUCUUGCCCUCUAAUUUUGCCCCAAAUAUGAUGAAUAAUGAUGACACUGAGGGCACUUUUCAUUCCAGAUGUCAACACACUGUUGAAAAGCAUUUUCCUGCGAACCUAGAUAAUGUACACGAGGGAAUUCCUCAUAUUAUGAGGGAGAAUCUGCCUCUCUCUGGGAAUGAAUCUCAGGUUGAAGAAUUGGCUCCAUCAGCUAGCUUUCCAGUCCAUAGUCUCUUUGAAAAUGAUUUGGAGGUGAGACCAUCUACUUUUGGGCAACCAAGCAAGGAUCAGAGAGCAAUGGGCUCUGAACUAGAAGACAAUGAGGUCUUUAAUUCUCCCGUUUCUGAUUCUGGUGCAUCAUUUCACAAUGUCGAGUAUUCGUCUCCUCUUCCUGGUAUGCCAAUAUGGAGAAAUGCCUCAGCACCAGCCUUGCCUAUUGAUGUUGGCUUUUCAGAUAAGGAUUUGCCUACAGGAGACUCUUUUGAACUUCCCGAUGAUGAUGGAAACAACAACAUUCAAAAUGCAAGAAUAGCUGACUAUGAUGCCCGCUCUGACUCGAAGUUGAAGAUUGAAGUGCAGCAUGAUCAUUUGAAAAGUCCAAAUGCCACUGCUGAAGUUUAUCUAGCGGAACUGUCCAACUCUCUUUUGAACUUAACUAAUGAGGAUGAGCUACUUUUCAUGGACGAUGAUGGAAAGGAUGUGAUUGAUAAGUCAUACUAUGAUGGUUUGAGCUCGCUUUUGUUGAAUUCACCAAAUGAAGUCAAUCAUGAUCAAACAGCAGAUGCAGUUAAUACAGAAACAUUGUUACCAACGGAUUCAAUGGUAGAUCCUCCCACUGCAUGUUCUGGAGAGUUAUAUGAAAAAGGAUCUCAUUGUAGUGAUGGACAUUUGGAUUGUAGUUUGGAAGUUCAUCCAUCGCCGUCUGCAUCUUUGAACAGUCAAUGUCUUGGAAAAGGUGAUGAACCUCUUUUCUGCACUUUGAACACAGAAGAUCCAGAAAUUCCAAGCAAUGAUGACGUUUUUCUACCUCCAUUGUCGACAAUCUCUUCAAUGGGAUAUCAUUUUCAAGAUCGCAUCGAUGAUACCUUUUCAUCUAUUAAGGAUUUCUCUUGUAAUGAAAAAUCUGGUGAAAUGACUCAAAACCUUGUGCAAAGGGAGAGGAAAAAUCAUGGGCAACCUCAUGUUUCUUCUCUAUCAAUAGGAUUGCAUGGUUUGCCUGAAAGAGGUGAAAAACAUCUGGUUGGUGGAGCUGCUGUUAAUUUAAAAUUAUGCCAUAGCAACUCUAUACACGUUCCAUCUGCGAAUAAUGCUGGUGGUUCAAGUUAUUCUAGCUCCAUAAAUGCAAAUGGUGAUGCUAUCCUACCUGUCACUCUCAAGGAAGAGAGCCAAGAAAUUUCUCGGGUAAAUCAUCUUGGCCAGAAUUUUUUAAAUACACAUGUAGAGAAGCCAGGCUUUGAUUCUGAGAAUUUUAGAAAAUAUCCACCAAGUACUGCUUCUGGCAUUAAACAGGAACCAGAUAUAUUGACUAUGGUGAAAGAUCAUCGAUUAUCACAGGAAGCAGGUUCCCGAGGUGUUUUUGGUGUAGAACAAGAUGGAAUAUCUUCAACGUCUGAUCAGGAAGAGUUAUCUAUUGAUAGUGAAGAUGAUGUACCUCAUUUUUCAGAUAUCGAGGCAAUGAUACUUGAUAUGGACUUGGAUCCAGAAGAUCAGGAUCUGUAUACAAGUGAAGAAGUCUUAAGGUAUCAACACAUGGACACCAAGAAGAGAAUCGUAAGACUGGAGCAGGGGGCUCAUGCUUGUAUGAAAAGAUCUAUGGCAUCCCAUGGGGCAUUAGCAGUUCUGUAUGGCCGAUAUUCAAAGCACUACAUUAAGAAAUCAGAGGUUCUAUUAGGUAGAGCUACCGAGGAUGUCAUUGUGGACAUUGACUUAGGAAGGGAGGGAAGUGGUAAUAAAAUAUCUCGACGGCAGGCAAUUAUAAAGAUAGAUCAAGAUGGAUUUUUCUCCCUGAAGAAUCUUGGCAAGUGUUCGAUCUCCAUAAAUAACAAGGAAGUGGCCCCUGGGCACUGCUUGAGACUUAAUUCGGGUUGCUUGAUUGAGAUAAGGGGAAUGUCAUUUAUAUUUGAGUCGAGCCCAGUUUGUAUGAAGCAAUAUAUGGAUAACAUAGGCAAGACCUCUCACAAACAGGAGUAUCAAUCAUGAUGAUAGAUGACAGCCUAGCUAGCAUGAACAGUUGUACAGUCGGAAGGUGCUCAUUUUUCUGCACGUUCUGGGUCUUUUAGCUUUCUUCUCAAUGAGGUUUCAUUGGAUUGCUAAAGAUGGAAAAUAAUAGCAACGCAUUUGUGGAGAUUAUUUCGAGCAGUUAGCAUUAGCAAGGAGCUGUCCAGCCAAAUUGCGAAGAUAUAGGUAAAUUUAUACUCUUCUCUACCCCACCCGGCCACGAUACCUGACUCAGACCUGAAUUCUGGUUCUUCCUUUAGCUCAUCCAAGUGGGUUUCGGCAGUCCCACAGGUUUCACCAUGAUGUUCCCCACCGUUGCACUUUGGGGCCCCACCAACGAAAGUUGCUAUCUUUAUGGAUAUAGCUUCAGGUCAAAUUGAAGGUAAUGGUCCCUGAAAUCGAAUCUGGGUACUCUUUCUGCCCACCCUGCAAUCCAGCUUGGCCAAUUCCAUACCUGUCUAGAAGGCGUAGCAACUUGGCUCGAGUCAAAGUGGAUUGUAGCUUCAAAGGAGGUUCCUUCUGCUUCGCUAUCAUAACUCUGACAUUAUUUAACAAGCUCGUGUGUGGAACUUACAAGAAACUGAUCUUAUCCUUUGCUGAUUAAGUUGUGAAAUAGUUUCGAAAUUCAGCAAAUGCAUCUAAUGUAUAAUCUACGAUGUGUAAUAUAUUGCGAAUAUCUUGUAAUAAAGGCCUCACCUUCUCUAA